GUCGACCAAAGAAGAAGGGUACGCGCCUAUGCUGGGAGGAAUACGAAAUUCGAACAGAAGCUCGCAAUUCAAAAGUUUUUCUUGCAGAAAGUCAGGGCGGGAUGGCAACCGCAGCUCUUGAGUAGGUAAUGGUCGGCCCUGUGCUGGGCACGGUCUGUAGUGAGUCUACAACGUGUCCAGUCUGUUGAACACCUUUUGGCAAACCUUGGAAGAGCAUUGCCUUUGAGUUUGUCUUCACAUUGUUGCACAUUUGCAGCUAAAGCAAGAAGCAAAAGCCUAGAGACAGCACCGUUUCCAAGCACACCACCCUGCUUCGCAGCUUUGUGCAAGGAGAAAGCUUGACCACCCGCCUCUUCUUGUCCCGCAAGAGCAGCCACGUUUUAUCAAGCUUGCCUUAAGUUUACUGCAGAUCCUGGCAGCAAGGCUCCCUCGAAAGCCUUCUCUCUUGUCUGCUAGUUGUCUUUACGUUUGCGAAGUCACGCUGCCCUCCUAGCAAGCGUCGCAGCUAUGAGCAUGAAACGCUCCGCGUCUGGCACCCAGAGAACAGUUGCGCCGUCCAAAGUGCCAACGAUGGACUCCCUGACCGAGCCCCUCCUCAUGGACAACCCCUCCCGUUUCUGCAUGUUCCCCAUCAAGUAUCCCGAGAUAUGGGAGAUGUACAAGAAGGCUGAGGCAAGCUUCUGGACAGCUGAGGAGGUCGAUCUCCACUCAGACUUGAUGCACUGGGACGCCCUCAACGACAACGAGCGGCACUUCAUCAAGCACAUUCUUGCCUUCUUUGCAAAUUCGGAUGGGAUUGUGUUGGAGAACCUGGCCGUCCGGUUCAUGAAGGAGAUUCAAGUCCCGGAGGCCCGGGCGUUCUAUGGCUUCCAGAUUGCCAUUGAGAACAUCCACUCUGAGAUGUACAGCCUGCUGCUCGAAACCUACAUCAAGGAUCCCAAAGAGAAGAGCAGGCUGUUCCAGGCAAUCGACACUAUCCCCUGUGUUCAACGCAAGGCAGAGUGGGCCAUGAGGUGGAUUGACGGGGCAGAGUCGUUUGCAGAGAGGAUCGUGGCGUUUGCUUGCGUUGAGGGGAUCUUUUUCUCUGGAAGUUUUUGCGCCAUCUUCUGGCUGAAGAAGCGGGGCCUUAUGCCUGGGCUCACAUUCUCCAACGAGCUCAUCUCCAGGGACGAGGGCCUCCACACCGACUUCGCUUGCCUGCUGUACAGUUUGUUGCAAAACCCCCUCUCGGAAGAAAGGGUCCAGGCCAUCAUCCACGAGGCUGUGGAGAUUGAAAAGGAGUUUGUCUGCGACGCUCUUUCCUGCUCACUAGUGGGCAUGAACGCUGAACUCAUGAGCCAGUACAUUGAGUUCGUCUCUGAUAGAUUGCUGAUGACCUUAGGAUGCGACAGGGUCUACAAGACGCAGAACCCUUUCGACUGGAUGGAGCUCAUUUCUUUGCAGGGCAAGACUAACUUCUUUGAGAAGAGGGUCGGGGAGUACCAGAAGGCUGGGGUGAUGGCUAACAUCAACAAGGAGAGCACGGAUACUCACCGGUUCUCACUCGAGGAAGACUUCUAGAUGCCCGUUUUGUCCUGCACAUAUAGAAACCCCUCCAGAAGUCAGCUCGACUUCCAUAGCUUUGAAGUUCAUAUACCUUUGCCACGAGUUAUUGGUCCAAGAGGUGCUGUAGACAUUGAGAAGUUGCCUCUUCUGGUGCUUGAGACUCACCCGAUCAUUCUUUGUCGUAAAAAAGCCAUGAACAAUAUUUUUCCACCAAAAAUAUACUACCCACCUCUUACUGUCC
Messenger RNA from Klebsormidium nitens, 1786 nucleotides. The record is from the annotation of a GenBank genome assembly. Lineage: Eukaryota; Viridiplantae; Streptophyta; Klebsormidiophyceae; Klebsormidiales; Klebsormidiaceae.